AUGUCGCUUCAAAACAUCUCGAAGUCCGCAGUCCGCGUAGGCAAGAACUACAUCAAGGGUUACUCAGAUGUACAGGUCAAAGUUCGUGAUGCCACAUCCAACGACCCUUGGGGCCCCAGUGGCACCCAGAUGAACGAACUUGCGCAGCUCUCUUACAACCAAAAUGAAUUCAUUGAAAUGAUGGAGAUCCUCGAUAAGCGUCUCAACGACAAGGGUAAGAACUGGAGGCACGUCUUCAAGUCGCUCACCCUCUUAGACUAUCUGCUGCACGCCGGCUCCGAAAACGUGGUCAUCUACUUCCGCGACAAUAUCUACAUCGUCAAGACGCUCAAGGAGUUCCAAUACAUCGACGAGAACGGCAAGGACCAAGGUGCCAAUGUACGACAAAAGGCCAAGGACAUCACCAACCUCCUCCAGGACGAGGCUCGUCUGCGCGAUGAACGUCGUUCACGUUCGCAUAUGCGCGAUCGCAUGUCCAACGGCCCAGACGACGAUGAGGACGAGAGGAGAAUGAAACGCGCAGAACAGGACAGAAACCGUCGUCGUCCCAACAACAAUGAGGACGACGAGCUGCGACGUGCCAUCGAAGAGUCAAAGCGUAUGGCGCAGCAGGAACAGGAUCGCAUCCGCGCCGAAGCAAAGGACGAGGACGAGCUGCAGCGUGCGCUCGCCCUCUCCAAGAAGGAGGAAGAAGAGAGAAUCAAGGCGCUCGAGGAGGCCAACAAGAAUGCGCUCUUUGACGACUCGAUCAACCUGGACGGUAACAACGCGUAUACCCAGAACCAGCAGGUUGAUUUUUUUGGCAACCCGCUCGUCGACACUUCGGGAUCGCAGAACUACGGCCUCCAGCCGCAAUACACGUCGUUUAACCCGUACCUGCAGAUGCAAGCCACAGGAUAUAAUCCUUUUCUUCAAAAUCAGCUACAGCAGCAGGAGCUCAUGCAGCAGCAGUACAUGCAACAGCAGCAAGCCGAGUACCAGCGUCAGCUCGAGCUGCAACAGGCAGCGGUGCAGUACCAAAAUAUGAUGACGCAACAGCAGCAGCCGCUCCAACCUCAGCAGACUUCAUUUGGAUCCAACAACCCAUGGCUUCAGUCGGGUCAGCAACAACAUCAGCCUCAGCAGCAACAGCACAACGUACCCGUGGGAGAUCUCUUCUCCUCUGAACCUACGCCUACACCUGCGCAAGCUGCGCCACAGCCGGCAGCGCAACCAUCGGCUCAACCACAACAGAACCGACCGGUGCGCGCCAAGGUCAACGACGAUGGCAAGUACAACGAGCUGAACCGCUUGCUUGCACUGGGCGAUGGUGUCGACACGUUUGGCAACACGGGUGAUAUGAGGAUGGGCCCCAACAUGGCUCAGUACAACCAGAUGCGCGCACAAAAGACUGGCAUGAAUUUCAACGCCAACACCAACAAUGGUGGUGCCAGUCAGCAGGGCGGUGCAGGUGGCGAUAACAACCCUUUCUUCAAAGUGUGA
This is a messenger RNA of Mycosarcoma maydis (corn smut), 1482 nucleotides long. RefSeq lists its product as uncharacterized. Bases 1 to 1482 code for a protein of 493 amino acids. Gene Ontology annotation, molecular function: phospholipid binding; clathrin binding. Gene Ontology annotation, cellular component: clathrin vesicle coat; plasma membrane; endosome. NCBI's taxonomy places the organism in Eukaryota, Fungi, Basidiomycota, Ustilaginomycetes, Ustilaginales. The record is from RefSeq and is a predicted model, not a curated record. The transcript has 2 exons. Gene Ontology annotation, biological process: actin filament organization; endocytosis.